UCCUUCUGCACUGUCAUCACGUCCAAAUACCCUAUCAUCAUCAGCAACACAACUGCCUCAGGUGCCGGGAACAACACAAACAGCAGACAUAUAUAAGCCUGUGGAACAUAGUUCAGGAACAUGAUGCAACAGAAACAUCUAAAGGCUGAGAUGCUUGCUACUGUUCUACCCACGAGGCCAGACGAGCCGUUGACCUUGGCUGGCCGGAAUGCCAUGAUGCAGCGUAAUGGGCCCAGCCUGCAGCCGGUGGCUAAAAGCAGCCGUCACCGCAAGUCACCUGCCCUCCAUCUGUCCAGCGCACCCUGCCAGGAGGAGGCCGCUUGUCGGCCCGCCGCCUCCCAAGCCCCCCAGGAGCCUCUGCAGUCUGACCCCCAGGCCCAGCCCCACCCGGUGGAGGUGAGCCGGGAGCUGGAGAACCUCCCGCCCCCCAGGCGGCCUCUGAAGCUGGCCCCUUUGGCCCCGGAGCCGAAGGACACCCAGAGGCUAGCGAGGGUCCGGGGAGGAGGAGCAGGAGCAGGAGCAGGAGCAGGGACGGCAGUCCCCCCUCCACCGGAGCCCAAGGAGGGCGUGAGGAAGCUGGAGGGCCUCGGAGGGGCUGAGGCCUGCCCCAGGAAGGUGAAGGCGAACCCGGUGCGGGAGGCCAGUCCGUCCAGGUCCCCCGAGAGGCCCCCGUUGUGCCGAAUGCAGCCCAUUGUGGAGUUCCCCAAAGCAGCACCCCAUAACCAGCAGCAGCAGCAGCCAGCGCUGGGGGCCAAGACCCUGCUGCUCCCUGUCCCUCAGGCAGAGCGCCCCCGCCACAAGUCACUCGGGGGAGACCUGGAGACCUUCCCCAGCUCCACCCCUCCCCCUGUUCGAUCUGGGAAGAAACCCGGCCCUCUCUCCCUGUCCGUCUCCCCGUCUCGCCUGCCCCUGAAUCCUCUCCAGGGCACCCAAGUGCCAAGUGCCAAGAGCCCACCCCUCUCCCCCUCAGAGUGUGGCAGCCUGGCGGAGUGCGCCCAGGGUCGUGCCAGGCCCCGCUUGCGUAGGAUCCCACGGCUCGAGGAGGAUCAGGGCCGAUCAGCUCCAGCCCCAGCCCCAGUUGCGUCAGGGUCAGGAUUAUCCCCGCGGGAGGAGAAAGGGGAGGAGGAGGAGGACACCAAACUCCAGCACCUGGUCCUGGACAGUGGCCAGCGGGUGGAGAGGGCCCGAAGCGAGCCCACACGCAUGCCGGAGAAGGCGCCCCGCAGGACCCCCGCUCCCCUGGACAGGCCAGGGAAAGCCAGCAAGAAGAUGGUGCGGAACGUUGUCCCUGCUGCCGUGCACUAAUCCCUGCAGAGAAAUGUUGACAGGGUUGAGGUGACGGGAGGGGAAGGGAAGGGAAGGGAAGGGUUUAGAGCCCCAGUGAUCCCUCUGGCACAGAAGAGGAGGAAAAGUCCUUCUUUUAAGCUCACACCUCUGAGCUGAUAAGGACGUAAACACCAGCUGCUCAUAGAACCUUUUUUUUUUAAAACUCCAUACGCACCCUUAUAGUCGCUUCUAGGCAACGGGGUUGGUCCAGGGCAGAGAUUCCCAGAGACAGACAGGCCGCGAUUAUAGUGUCAAAUGUGAUUAACAAUGGCCGCAGAUACAGAUCAGUGUCGCACGCUGAAAGUGGCAAAGAUGGGAAAGAACUGUAACUAUCCUCCACACUGCAAACCAUCUGUGUUGUCAUGCAACAUGAGUCACAGGCCCCGACAAAACAAAUGCAGUAGAAGCACUGACUCAUAUCAUAUUACCUCAUGUAAUGUCAUAACACUGAUGUUGUCAUUCUAAGAGAAACCUAGGGGUUGGUACCACUCGAAUACAUUAGUUCCUUAGUCUUUUUUUUUCGGUGUUACACUGGCAAAAUAUUGGGGGUGCUUUUUGAAGCAGGUUGGGGGCAAUACGCACCAUUUCAUUAAAGAGAAAAAGGAACAGAAAAGAACUCCAACAACAAAAACAAAAGACCAUGCAAGCUGUUUUUCAUGGCUGUUUUGCUGCUAACAUGCAAUGGAAGCGAAUGCUUGUUGUCUUCGGGGGACUGGUGCACCUCUUCUCAAGGCCUUCAAUGGCUUCUCCAGACUUCCUCUGGCUGGAGGGAAGAAAAGAGAAACGAGGGUCACAUGAAAAGGCUGUGGUCUGCUCCAGCUCUGCAAAAGCACUGUGGACUUUAACAGACACAAUUCUAUAGAGAUUUUGAAGAGGGGAAACUUCUGGAUUGUCCAAAGAGAGCAUGUUUUGCAAAGAUUUAAAACUUCCCUAUGAGCUCACAUUUCUAAAUUUUGUCUCCUGUUCUUCUUCCCCCCCCUUUGACAAUGACUGAAACCAUCAUAGAUUUAACUUACUACUACAUUUCCCUGUCUGUGUGUGUGUUUGUGUUAUGGAAAUGUACUUGGCAAAUAAACAGUUGAGUACUUUU
This is a messenger RNA of Clupea harengus (Atlantic herring), 2416 nucleotides long. RefSeq lists its product as uncharacterized. The record is from RefSeq and is a predicted model, not a curated record. NCBI's taxonomy places the organism in Eukaryota, Metazoa, Chordata, Actinopteri, Clupeiformes, Clupeidae.